Molecule: messenger RNA, 945 nt
Organism: Ruditapes philippinarum (Manila clam)
Lineage: Eukaryota; Metazoa; Mollusca; Bivalvia; Venerida; Veneridae
Product: adenosylhomocysteinase-like 1
Biological process (GO): L-methionine cycle
Cellular component (GO): cytosol
Source: RefSeq, a predicted model, not a curated record
GUACUGAUUGAGACAUUGGUCCAUUUAGGUGCAUCUGUGAGAUGGGCUGCCUGUAAUAUCUACUCCACCCAGAAUGAGGUAGCAGCUGCCCUGGCAGAAUCAGGUUACCCAAUAUUUGCCUGGAAGGGCGAGACUGAGGAAGACUUCUGGUGGUCUAUUGACAAAUGUGUCAAUGCUGAUGGCUGGCAACCAAACAUGAUUUUGGAUGAUGGUGGUGAUGCGACUCAUCUUAUGUUGAAAAGGUACCCAGCCUUGUUCAACAUGGUGAAAGGUCUGGUAGAGGAAAGUGUGACUGGUGUGCACCGACUUUACCAACUGUCAAAGGGUGGUAAACUUACCGUACCAGCCAUGAACGUCAAUGACUCUGUAACAAAGACAAAGUUUGACAACUUGUAUAGCUGCAGAGAAUCUAUUUUAGAUGCAUUGAAGAGAACUACUGACAUCAUGUUUGGAGGGAAACAGGUGCUAGUCUGUGGAUAUGGUGAGGUUGGGAAAGGUGUGGCUUCAGCAUUAAAGGGUUUAGGAGCUAUUGUAAUGGUAACAGAGAUUGAUCCUAUCUGUGCUUUGCAGGCAAGUAUGGAUGGGUUCCGUGUUGUACGAGCUGACGAGGUCAUUAAGAAUAUUGACGUGUUAAUCACGUGUACUGGAAACAAGAACGUGGUAAAUCGUGGACACAUGGACAGAAUGAAGACAGGAUGUAUUGUGUGUAAUAUGGGACAUUCCAAUACUGAAAUUGAUGUGAAUAGUUUACGUACUCCAGAUUUGACAUGGGAGAAAGUUCGUUCACAAGUAGAUCAUGUUAUCUGGCCUGAUGGCAAGAGAAUAAUCUUGUUAGCUGAAGGUCGUCUUGUAAACUUGAGUUGUUCAAGUGUGCCAUCGUUUGUUGUUUCUAUCACAGCAGUUACUCAGGCGCUAGCUUUAAUGCACCUGCCGUCUGCCAUUUGA